This is a messenger RNA of Bombyx mori (domestic silkworm), 6221 nucleotides long. Its product is annotated as P2R1A-PPP2R2A-interacting phosphatase regulator 1. The record is from RefSeq and is a predicted model, not a curated record. Lineage: Eukaryota; Metazoa; Arthropoda; Insecta; Lepidoptera; Bombycidae. The transcript is spliced from 4 exons. Bases 279 to 1016 code for a protein of 245 amino acids. Gene Ontology annotation, molecular function: protein serine/threonine phosphatase inhibitor activity.
CUAUCAGAACGCUGCCUUAUUUCGGCGGUUUGACAGGUCAGCUUUGAGCCACUUUUUUAGCUUCUCAAGUAUUAGCGUAUUUUCGUUUUUAUUUAGAAUAUCUUUUGAUUUACCUGUAAUAAAUAAUGUAUGGGUAGCUUUAACCUUAAAGUCCGAUAAUCUUUAAAACGUCGGCAAGUGCACUUGCAGUGUUAUAUAAACUAUAGAACGAAUCAUAUCGGCGAUCCGAUGCACAUAGCUACAUAGUACGUCAGUGCACGAAUGGUGGCUGUAAGAUAAUGGAUGUGGACGCUCCUAACAUAUUGAAAAGGUGCAGCAGCGCACCUCUGAUCAAUGAGGCGGCCUCCACAGCGGCCACGUCGCUCACGACCAACACGACACCCAGGAACACAUCGAUCUUUAGUAUGUUCUCGAACAAUAAUCUGUCGAGGACGCGACGUUUUAGUAGCGGCAGUUUCAGUCCUAUGUCGCAUACGCCUCAGGUCACUCACAAUAUUGCUCAAUUCGAAUUCCAGGCCCAAAACGCGUGGGGCCCUCGGUUGGGUCGCGUGAACCAGCUACGGGCGGAGGAGUGCGCUGACGUCAGCAACACGCGUGAGGUCGCGCACGAGCGGGAGGUCCACACCGCCAUGCAGAUGGGCCAAUCCUGUGAAGACCUCACGCUGGCCGGCCUAGCCAACUCCCCUACUAGGAUACCUAGGUUCUCAACAGCGGUGUCGCCAUCGUCGACGCGCAAGUACACGACCCGACGGAGCCUGUCCCCGAUCGCGAUCAGAGCGUCGAACUUCAGUCCGGUGAGUCGGCCCACUGUGCUCAUAGGGAAGCGGCGCUGCGACGACGCCGACUCGCCGCACUCGAAGCGGAUGUGCACCGCGGACAGACUCACCCCCUCCACCCCGGGCACCCCGGACUCGGACUCGCUCGAGUGCACCUUCAGGCCGGUCUCGCCGCGAGUCCAGCCGAUGAUCGAGGCCCAGGACCCGCCGGAGAACCACAAGCGAUCGAACCCCAGCUAAUAUUUCGUGAUGCAGUUUGGGAAUUUCGAUCUGUCGAUAAUCAAGACGGCCGCGUUCUUGUGGGCGCUUUGUCUUAGUUUGUGUGUUUAAUAAAAAAAUGUAAAUUUAAUCAUUAAUGCGUGUAAAUUAUUUUUAAUGUUUUUGCAUUUAUAAUGGAUUGCCAUAGUAUUUCGGGAUACGAGCAGUGAAACGUAACAAUUGUGAGUCACAAAUCGAAAUUCCCAAACCGAGUUCAAGCCACGAGGACGUUCUACAAUAAAACGUAUAUUAGGUUUUUAGGUUUGUUCCAAACAAUAUACGAAUAUGUAAUUUCUAAGUUCCCGAGCGGGAUCCCGAUUCGGUUUCUGAGUAAAAGCUGAAGCAUCUCUCUCUCACACUCUCUCUCUCUCUCGUUCUCCCGGAUGUUUUUGUCCGCUCAUUUGUUAUCGGGUCGCAUACAUAAUUAAUAAUGUCUUAAGAAUAAUUCCAAUUUUUCAUAUUCAAUGUUUCGUUGAACUCACCGCGUAAUGUAUUCAAAACAAAUCGAGAUCGAACAGACAAUAACACAACAGAGCGUCAAAGAAUAAAAAAAAUAGUAUUUUUCAGAUGGCAGUCAGACAAACUAAACUUAUUAAUUUCGCCUACCGAUUUUAUCCGUCUACCUUCAAAAUUAUCGGUUUUUUGCAGAGAUAUCAGUUUACUCAGAAACCGUUUUAAGACGAAAACUAUAAAAACAUCCUCAUUCAUUUGAACUAGAGCGGGACAGUUGUUUGGUUUUCGUCUUCUAUUUGCUUAUAAGCCAAGGAAUGAACGCGUCUAACCUGUUAUCAGCCAAAGCAUCUUGUAUAUACUAGUUGUAAGAAAGUUCCGAGCGAACGACUUUAUUUGUAUAUAUAAUAAUUAAUGAAUAAAAUGUUAGUCGUAAGCAAUAAUAUUAUUUACUAAUGCGCGGUAAAAGCCUUGACCCGAUUCAGAAGAUACACGAUUAUUUCCUCAGGUCUCUGCAUUAAGAUUAGAGUUUAGGAGUUAGUAGAGUAUUAAUGUAGAGACAGUUCCUAUCGUGUUCAACAUUUUAUACCAAAAAAGUAGGCGCUGAUUCGAAGGAGCCGCCGGACGCAUGCCGUCGGACGCACAUCGCCGGACGCGUGUCGUCAGACGUCGGGAGCGGUCAUUCAACUGUCGGUUCUCAGCUGUUUGUGAUUUCAUGUAAAUUACCUCGCUUGAUUAAAUUAACUUGAUUUUAUGAUAUCCUUUAUAUUACGCAAAGGGUUACUUAAAUAAAAUCGUAAAGUUUAGAAACUGAACAUUACACAGGGUUUUUAUUGCGCUGAACAUAAAUGUCAAUUUGCAUUGAUUUUGGAGACGAAAUAGUCGCGUAGUAAUCGUAUUUUAAUUUGACCGUGUAAAAACAAGGUUCGUUUACAUUGAAUUGUCGCGUCACAGAACGACUCGGGUCGUAAAAUAGAAAAAAAAACUGUUUAUUGUAAUUAUUACAAUCUGUGCUUGUGUUUUUUUUUUACAGUCUACGAUUUAUUUCGUAGAAUUAUUCCAUUUUAAUUUAAUGAUUUUAAAGAAAGUUUCAUUUAUUAUUAUAUAAUUGUGACAAUACACGUAUUUAACAUUUAAUUUUUACAAUUCAGAUCCGACUAACUACCUAUUGGGUAGGAACUACAUACGGACCUCUGUUGAAUUAAUCAGGCUAAUAUUAUGUAUAGUUAGUACCCGGUGAUGUGUGCAGUCGGCUGCAAAAUUGCUUCGAAGCAUUUAAUUCCAUUAUUAUUAGUAUUAUUUUUCCCCUAUCUAAACGCCUAUAGGGGCUAUUCUAGCUACUUGCGGACGGGUAGGUGAGCUCACGGGCUCAACCUGAGAGAAUUUGCUAACACUAGCCCUAGCAAGAGCAGUACUUCGCAGAAUCUACCGCCGGAUCAGAAUCGCGAUCCACUGAGAAGAUCCGGCGAGAACUGUGAAAAUUCCACGAACACUGUUUAUUUACAGUAUAAUGUAGGUCAUUAAAAGUAAACUAACAUGACGUUGACAAUCACCGGCCCGGCCUAACCUUAUUUACGCUUUUUAUGGAACUACCGUUUCAUUCUAAAUAAUGGUGUAUUUAGCGCCAAAAAUAUAUAUUUGUCACCUAAAUCAUAUAUCAAUCAAUACACUUACAAGUUUAUUAUUAUGCAUAAUGAUAGUUAUUAAUAUUGACAAACAGAGUGAUCUUCUAUUUCAACUACUAAAGUACGGAGCACAAUCUCUGUGUUUUAAAAAGUAUCCGCUCAAAAGGAGCCAAUUAAGGUGGCGCCACUGUCGCAAGAGGAAUGAUUUUAAAAACAGCGCCAUAACCUAUGAAAGUAGGAUACUAAAUCACGAAGGAAAGAAACACUUCCUACGUAAAUUAUAAUAAAAAUAAAUAGUUGAAAUUUUCAAUACUGUAUUUUUUUUAACUACACUAGUUACAAUAAUAUUAAAAUUUUAAAUUCAACACACUACACUCUGUUUACAACGGCCAUAUUCAUUAUCAUUUUCAUUUCCUAAACUAGCGCUAUUUCGGUGAGUCUUGCAAAAACAACUUGCUGUUUACAGGCGGAAACUUUUUCAGCUUGUCCCCUAUACAAGAUGAUCCUCCAUACUUCUAUCCUCCAUCUACUAAAUAACUUAAAUACGUUUAUUUAUAUUAAAAGAAAAUUCCUUGAAUUCGAACACUGCGAUAGAAAACAUAUAGGUAAUUUCGACGAUUGAUAUUUGUCAAAGUUGAUGUUAUAAUAUAUAAAUAAAGUUACCGGCUGAGUAAUGUCUUCUCAAUAAAAUUUAUGGCAGCGUAGGUAUCAGUAGAGCCGCCGCGCGAUGGAUCGUGUCCACUGUAGGGCCAUGCGAUGGGUUCUUGAGCGAGCAAUGUACUUUUGUAGCCGACUGUACAAUAAACAUAUUUAACAGUUGUCUCAAUAUAGACGUGCACCAUUUCUUCUUCUGGAAUUUUGCUAAUGUACGUAAUUUCAGUAAUUCACAGAAUUGAGUAGUUUUUUUUUUUCAAUUUAAAUUUAUACAUUAUUGAUUGUUAUUAUAAAUACUAUACAUUCUGUUGCGUCUUCUUAAAUUGUUAACGAUUAACUAACAUCAAUGUUACCAAUUAAGGAAUAUGUAUAAUUUUUAAAUCCGAUUGUAGGAUUGGUUACUGCGCAAUUGUAAUUUUCAUUAUGGGAAUUAAACAAUUAGUAGUUUUAACACUAAUCAUACCAACACGUUCUGGUACCUACUUCUACCAUAGCGGGUAGAUAACGGUAUAAGACAAGUGCUACUCGAAAUAAACAAAACAAACAAUAAAAGUAUAAUAAUUGUAGAUUAAUUGGUAAGAAAAAGGCAUGAAGACAAAUGUGCAAAAGCAAUAAGAAGAUAAUUAUGUGCAGUUUCAAUGCGAAAGUUUAAAAUGGGUCAUUGGUACCCGUAGUGGUAUGUUUAGUGUCAACUGACUUCAAUCGACACCUAAUAGAGCGCGUCUGCAGAUGUCUAGAGAAAUUAGAAAGAAUAUUGAUGAUUAUCUUGUAUUCAGCAGAUGUUUGUGCAAGAUUACCUACCUAGUGCAUGUCACUACUUCAGUUUUAAUAACAGUAAUGAUUUCUUUUUUAAUUACGAAUCUUUCGGAGUAUCCGUGGCCGAACGUGAACUAGCAGCCACAAGCUUUGUAAUCGAGUGUACAACUCGCUUAUUGAUCCGCGACACCAGUCUGCUUGGUGCGAGUUUUUUAACGUUGUCGAUAGCGUAAAAGUUAACUCAAAUUUGUAUGCAGUGGAACGUUUACUUACGUUUGCCGCUAGGGGCACUGUUCCAACAAAAUUCUAUAUCAUAGAAGUUAACCAGUUGGAAAGUUUACCUAUGUUUGCGCCUAGGGGCGCUGUUGCAACUGGAGACAAAUUUGAGUUAACUUUUACUCUAUCGAGAACGUUAAGAAACUCGCACUAAGCACAACACCGAAUCUUAGCCUUGCGAAAGUAACGCGUUAUCAAUGAAUUAUCCGCCGAUUUAAUAUUAAGUUUUUUUUUUUGUUUUACAUUAUUUUAAUUAAGUUUAAGUAUUAGUGUAACUAAACAAAGCCACUUUUCUUUCGAGUUUUUGAUUAACAAUUGGCAGCUUCUGUGCGCGUUUCAUAAUUUGAUUUCGUGAAUUUUGUUGAUCCGAAAACCGGUUACUUAAUUGUUUAAAUUUUCUUAAGAUUUAUUAUUAAAAAAGUGAUUCCAUUAAAUACCAAUUUGAAGGUUUUUUUUUUACUUUAAUUAGAUGCCUGAUAUAUGAAUGAUGUAUGUACAUAUACGUAUAUGUAUAAAUUUAAUUAAAGUAAAAUUUUAAUUCAAUAUUAGAAUAUGUAAUUUCGAAUUGAUAAUUUUUUUUAUAUUAAGUCAGAUUAAACUACAUAAAAAAAAAUUUAAGUAAUCGGAAUAUUGUUAUAAAAAUGUUUUUGUGUUUCUUACCAAAUGUAGGUAUGAAGCUAUUAUGAAAAUAUUUUUAAUAUCCAAUCGUUAUUCGUCAUUCGUUUCACGCGCUCCGGUAAAAAGUUAAUAAAUAAGCGUUACCAUUUCAAAAUAAAAGUAAGGUUAAAUUAAUUGUAACAAUGUUAUUAAAUAAAAUAAAAGUACUGUAAAAUUGAUUAGAUACCUCAAAAUAAAUAAACGCGGCGAAGUUGUUACGUGCAUUUCAAUGUAAGUAUUUUGUGCUAUGUAAAUGUACAUAUUAAUUUAGUUGUAAAAUUUGAAUAAAAUUAUAUAUUUUAGGAACGUUGUAAUUAGAUUCGCGACGAGUCGCAUCGCAGUAGCUAUGAUACUGGGCAAGGCGUGGCCCAGCAGGCUCUCGGCUGCACCGGGCCAAUCCCUACUCACUGGCAACACUGACAUUUUAUGUUCAGUGUUGCCAUGUUCUUAGAUAUUUAAAAAUCCAUCGAAAGAACUCCCAAUACACUCUAAUAAUUAAAGUUUUUGGGAUAAUAUGAAAAGCUAAUUAAAAAUAAUGUUCGAUUCUGUCUUCCAAUAUUUUAAGCGAUUUUGUAUCGUUUUUGUCGACCAGUAUUAUAGUUGCGCGUGGAAUUUGUAACAUCCUGUAAACACGAUGAUAGUAGUGAUGUGAACAUGUGAAUAGAUAUUUUGUAAUUUUUGUAUGUAUAAUGAAUUGGGAGUGUGUACGAACGCAAAAAUUUGAAAAUGAAAAUUUGUUUUCAGACGUGAUUAAAUCACAUGCAAUAUU